AUGGAGUCUGUUCAUCACGAUUCGGAAAAGAUGUCCCAGUACAUCGCUGCCGUUGCCGUUCCCAACUCCCGCCGCUUCGUGUCCGUCCACGAUAACAACGGACAGUUGAUGCUCUUCUCGCUGGGGACCGACUCCAAACUCUACGUCUCUGCUCUCGACCCAUCGGGAAACCGAGUCAUCCGCGAUUUGGGCAAUUCACUGGGAUUCCCAUCCGCCUACGUCGCGCACGCCUUUGACGUGGUCCAGGAUGCCAAGUCCAAGCUGUACAUAUCGGUGGCCAUUGAGAAGUCGUCUGAUCCCUCCAAGAGCUUGCUGUACCUGCUGCAGCCCCUCGGGGCAAUCAAUAUGGACUUCUCAUCCCCAGACCUGAAUCUCGAGUCGCUCAUCAUGGACGGCAGUGUCUCCGAGAGCGCCAAGGUCAUCCAGAUCUUCAUGGCUCCUGCAGUGGGCAAAAACUAUUCUCCCGUCGUCUUCUCCUUCCGCGAUGAGAUCCACCACGCUGAAGACCUCGCUUCUGCCUCCGUGACCAUGUCCGAAAGUGGCUACUCGUGGAAGAAGAAGAACAACGUCAGGCUUCCGGUAAAUGCAGAGAAGGUAAUAGCAGUGCAGCCUGUGGUCAUGAAAUACGGUUCCAAAACGAUCCCUGGACAUGCCGUUCUCCACAUGGCACAAGGUAAAAAAGCUAUCGUCUUCAUGUCAAUUGAUGCUCCUCACGACAUCGACGUGCCUCUCAAAGAACCAUCUGAUCCAACCCCAGCCGAUCCUCGGGCUCUGGCCGCCGUACAGACGCCGGAUGGGUUCAGUGAUCUCCUCGCCGGGGGCACUGGCUUGUUUAGGUUUAAAGCCAAGGAAUUGGCUCAUCCUGGCCCCAGCAAAGUAACUGAUGCGGGCGUCUUCUCCUCGGUCAAGGACCUUCAAGUCACAACGUCUGGUUCCGGGACCUCGGUGUGGGCUUCAAACACCAACAACGGCAUUGGAUACAUGAUGACGGACACUCACUUCGGGGUGCCCGACCCGGUCGCUGUGCAAGUCGUUCCGGACCACCAGGGGGGCUACUUUGCUCCCUUCAAAUCGACGCCGUCGGCAUGUGAGGCAUUCGUCUUUGCUAACAAUGUUGGCAAUAUCGCCAUGCUGGAGCAGGGCAAGAGUUCCCAAAUUUGGAAACCAGUCCCCAUCGUUCAGCCGUCCUUGGAUAAGGUUAUUGAAGUGCAGUCCUACAUGACCCAGAUCAAGCCCAUCAGCGCAUCGGGAGCCCCCCUGCUGAAUCAUCCCGUCAUUCUGAGGUCUUCGGGGGAAACGAGCGUGAUUGUAAACGGCCGCGGCGUCGUCGCCACGAACGCGGGCGUCGCCGUUAUGACUGACCAAAGCGGCCUUCUCACUCUCACCGUGCCGACGGAUGACAUUUCGACACCCAAGUUUAGCGUCACCGAUGCUUCGCCUGGCUCCGAGUCCGCAAAGUCCCUGGCGGUGGAUCCGGCAGACAAGAUCAACCAGAGGUUAUGCAAGAUUAAGCACAAGGAAGAUCUGGACAUCGACCUAGGGCCUGGCCAGGGGAAGCUGCUCGAUGGUACCAAGUUGACGCCUCAAGAGAUCGAAGAGGUGGCAGGGUGCAUCCAUGAGGCCAUGAAGACGAGACGUUCCUUCGACCGAGGCGAAACUCCCUACACGGUGCCGCUGGAGGACAGCCGUGGAUUUCAUGCCCAAGAAAUAAUUCAGGGGGCGGAGAACGGGGUUAAACGUAUGCUGUGGGGAUGGUGGCAUUGGCUGGAAAAGCAGGUUGACAAGGUCAUUUCAUUCAUUGUCAACGGAACGAUCGUCUUGGUCAAGAUAGGAAAAGAGAUCUAUCAAUUGGUCAUGGAGACGGUUGAACACGUAGGAAAGGUCCUCUCCUUCAUCUUCAAGAAGAUUAUGGAGCUUGGGAAAAAGCUCGUCCAGUGGUUGGGAUACCUCUUCAAAUGGGGGGACAUCAAGGACACCCGAGACUCCAUUUUGAACAUUGUCCAGGAUGCCCUUGAAGAAGGGCCCGUCUUGUUGGAUUCUUUAAAGUCGAAAUCAAAGGACUUCUUUGAAUCCCUGAAACAUAAAGUAUCAGACAGCCGACCAAGCGAGGCGGAGAUGAAGAAACUGGAUAUCAAGGCGAACGACGCCUCGGGCUCGAAAGGCCAAUCCAAGAACCCGGCAGGGAAUUCCAUGGCUGCAAAUUGGGCGGCGUACCAGUUUAACCACGGGGGCGGUCGCGAUGCGUCCACCUUUUUGUCAGGAGCAGUCAUCUCGGACAUGCUGAGCCCAGCGGAACGGGAGCUGUUUGACAAAGUAGAUGAGGAGCUGAAAAGCAUACAGGGAAAACACCAAGACGAGAUUAAAAGUCGCAUCAACCAAGUGGUGCAUGAUUACGAACCCCGAGGAAAACGCUCUCUGGACGCAAAACAGGCUCACGACCAGGCGCCGACAAAUUUCUUGAUCGGCUGCAUCGACGGCGUGGAGAAGCUGACUGACAUGCUUCUGAACUUGAUCAAAUCAAUCAUCAAGACGUUCAACGGCAUCAUCACGGCGCCCAUCAACGUCCCCAUCUUCUCGUAUCUGUACAAGACGUUCAUCCGGCCGGGGCAUGACCCGACCAUCCCUCGACGUGCUGGCAUUGGUCAUAGCCAUACCCGCGACCGUUUUCGCCAAGAUAGUGACGGGCAAGAAGCCGCCGGCAUCCCCAGGGGCAAGUUUGCUACCAUUAUCAAGAACCUGGCAAGCGGCAAGGCUGUGCCGGAUCCCGAGUUCAACAAGUUCGCCGCAAUUAUCGGCGUGUCGGCGGCCACGAUCGCCAUACUCAUCAGCAUCCCGGAAAGCUUGCUUCCGGUAUCAGCCGAGCUAACUGAUCAGCACGACCAGCUGCUCUUUGUUGGUCAGCCUCGGCCGACGGCCAGCUUGGUGGCCCUCGCGGACCUGGAGGUAUCACAAGGUAAGAAGAAAGGCAAGGUGACGCUCGACCACUUCCUCGACCCCUGUAUCUUGAUGUACACGCUACACAGCGUCCCGCUCGGGGACAAGAAGCCCGGGUAUACGCUGCGGCUCAUCAGUUGGGUCGUGGCCUUGUUCAACUCGACGACCAAUAUCGUGCUGCACUUCAUCACGGCGCUCACAAAGCUGGUGGUGAAUAAAGUGCGUGCCGUCCUCGACGCCAUUCUCCAGGCCGUCAUCUUUGCGCUUUCCGUCGCGGCGAGCGUCUUGGAGAUCAUAACUCCGGAUUGGCCUGGGAAGAAUGACGGCGACAGCGCGCUCGACAUGGCGAGUUACGUCUUCAUUCUUCUCGGCGCCUGGAGCGGAGCGCUCGAGAGGGUCAUAAAAGGGACGAAUCCGGAGUUGGAGCUCCUUGUCAAAAUUGUAAAGUACGCAUCGUAUGCUGUAGCUGGCAUCAUGGUCGCCACCAAGGUUGGCAUCCAUGUUUCUCAUGGCAAUUGGACCGAUAUCCCGUUUAUGGGAGACGUUUAG
Molecule: messenger RNA, 3483 nt
Organism: Metarhizium robertsii ARSEF 23
Lineage: Eukaryota; Fungi; Ascomycota; Sordariomycetes; Hypocreales; Clavicipitaceae
Exons: 8
Coding region: 1-3483 (1160 amino acids)
Source: RefSeq, a predicted model, not a curated record